CAAAAUGAGAGAGUAAAAAAGAGAGAGAAAAAAAACAACAAUAAACGAAAGAGGAAAAGUGUGUGACUUGUUUUGGAGUUCUGUUUUGACUUGAACAUUGAAUUCAACAACAACAAGUACAGUGAUCAUGAAUGAACAAGAUGACUCUGAAGUUGGCAAAAACGAUAAACCUGUUCGUGUUUAUGCUGAUGGUAUCUACGAUCUCUUUCACUUUGGUCAUGCCCGUUCUCUUGAACAAGCCAAGAAAUCGUUUCCGAAUACAUAUCUCCUUGUUGGAUGCUGCAGUGAUGAGAUCACACACAAGUACAAGGGUAAAACUGUUAUGAAUGAGCAAGAACGCUACGAGUCUCUUCGUCAUUGCAAGUGGGUUGAUGAAGUUAUUCCAGAUGUGCCGUGGGUAAUCAAUCAGGAGUUCAUUGACAAGCAUAAAAUUGACUAUGUGGCACAUGAUGCUCUUCCUUAUGCUGAUACAAGUGGAGCUGGAAAUGAUGUCUAUGAAUUUGUUAAGGCUAUUGGGAAAUUUAAGGAAACAAAGCGGACUGAAGGAAUUUCUACCUCUGAUAUCAUAAUGAGAAUCAUCAAAGAUUAUAAUCAGUAUGUAAUGCGUAAUCUGGAUCGUGGUUAUUCAAGAAAGGAGCUAGGUGUUAGCUAUGUCAAGGAGAAAAGAUUGAGAAUGAACAUGGGACUUAAAAAGUUGCAGGAGAGAGUCAAGAAACAGCAAGAGACUGUAGGAAAGAAGAUAGGAACAGUGAGAAGAAUUGCCGGGAUGAACCGUACCGAAUGGGUUGAAAAUGCAGAUCGAUUAGUUGCUGGAUUUCUCGAGAUGUUUGAAGAAGGAUGCCACAAAAUGGGAACAGCAAUCAGAGACAGAAUUCAAGAACAGCUGAAGGCACAGCAGCUAAAAUCUCUUCUUUAUGACGAGUGGGAUGAUGAUGUUGACGACGAAUUCUACGAAGAUGAAUCUGUAGAAUACUACAGCGACUAAAGUGAAAAAUAUGCUUGUUUAUUUCCAGAUUCUGAACUAUUACCAUAACUAUGUCUUUGUGUAAAAUAUUAGAUAUGUUUCGUAUAUGCAAUGCAAUAUGGUUUGAACAUAA
Molecule: messenger RNA, 1097 nt
Organism: Medicago truncatula (barrel medic)
Lineage: Eukaryota; Viridiplantae; Streptophyta; Magnoliopsida; Fabales; Fabaceae
Product: choline-phosphate cytidylyltransferase 1
Exons: 8
Coding region: 128-985 (285 amino acids)
Biological process (GO): CDP-choline pathway
Molecular function (GO): phosphatidylcholine binding; choline-phosphate cytidylyltransferase activity
Source: RefSeq, a predicted model, not a curated record